CAGCCGGACAGGGGUACUAAACGAACAAGAGAUGAUGACCCUGAUGAGGGUAAAGCUCAGAGGAGAGAGAGAGGCCGGAACUGGCACCGAGAUGAAGAAAGAGGCACACAGGAAGACGAUAAAGCACUAGAUAACGCUGAUGGAGCACCUAAUGCUGAUGAUGAUGAGGCGGAACCAUUGGAUGAAGGUGCCGUAAAGAAGAUGAUUCUAACUUUUGAGAAGCGAUCAUACAAGAACCAGGAGUUGCGUAUUAAAUUCCCUGACAGUCCUGAGAAGUUCAUGGAGUCAGAGCUGGACCUAAAUGACAUUAUACAAGAGAUGCACGUUAUUGCCACUAUACCAGACAGACCUGUAUCAUCUUCUAGUCGAACUUAAUGCUGUGCAGUCUUUGCUUGGCCUGCUGGGACAUGAAAAUUCUGAUGUAUGUAUCGCUGUGGUUGACCUGCUGCAAGAGCUGACUGACAUAGAUACUUUACAUGAGAGUGAGGAAGGAGCUCAGGUCCUUAUAGAUGCAUUGGUGGAUGGGCAGGUGAUUGCCCUCUUAGUGCAGAAUCUGGAGCGGCUGGAUGAGACUGUGAAAGAAGAAGCAGAUGGUGUACACAACACUUUAGCAAUCAUUGAGAACAUGACUGAAUUCCGCCCUGAGAUCUGCACUGAGGCAGCACAGCAAGGCCUGCUCCAAUGGCUGCUAAAACGCUUAAAGGCCAAGAUGCCAUUUGAUGCCAACAAGCUCUACUGCAGUGAAAUCCUGGCCAUUCUUCUACAGAACAAUGAUGACACUCGGGAACUCCUGGGGGAGCUGGAUGGAAUAGACGUGCUGCUUCAGCAGUUAUCGGUGUUCAAGCGGCACGAUCCUAGCACAGCAGAGGAACAGGAGAUGAUGGAGAAUCUGUUUGAUGGUCUUUGCUCCUGCCUAAUGCUCAGCAGUAACAGGGAGAGGUUCCUGAAGGGAGAAGGGUUGCAGCUUAUGAAUCUAAUGCUAAGAGAGAAGAAAAUGUCACGCUGCAGUGCACUUCGUGUGUUGGAUCACGCCAUGAUUGGCCCUGAGGGCAGCGACAACUGUCACAAAUUUGUGGACAUCCUGGGGCUUAGGACCAUCUUCCCACUCUUCAUGAAAUCCCCUAAAAAGAUGAAGAAGACCGGCGUCUCUGAAAAGGAGCAUGAGGAGCAUGUCUGUUCCAUUCUGGCCUCCCUGCUUCGUAAUCUGAGAGGACAACAGAGGACACGACUUCUGAGCAAGUUUACAGAGAAUGAUUGUGAGAAGGUUGAUCGUCUGAUGGAGCUGUAUUUUAAGUAUCUGGAUGCUGUGCGGGUGGCAGACAAGAAAAUAGAAGGAGAAAAACAUGACAUGGUGCGUCGUGGAGAAAUUCUAGAUGAUGAUCUGGAGGAUGAGUUUUACCUGCGCAGGCUGGAUGCCGGUCUGUUUCUGCUUCAAUUGCUGUGCUACAUUAUUGCAGAAAUCUGCAACAGCAACCUGCCACAGGUCCGGCAGAGAGUGAUGCAGAUCUUGACCAUGAGGGGAAGCUCUAUAAAAAUUAUGCGACAUGUACUGAAGGAAUAUUCAGAGAGCAUAGGCGAUGGGAAGAGCGCAGAGUUUCGGGAAAGCGAACAAAAGAGAAUUCUGGAUCUGUUGGAGACCUUGUGA
Molecule: messenger RNA, 1645 nt
Organism: Staurois parvus
Lineage: Eukaryota; Metazoa; Chordata; Amphibia; Anura; Ranidae
Source: the annotation of a GenBank genome assembly